Messenger RNA from Paralichthys olivaceus (Japanese flounder), 4836 nucleotides. The record is from RefSeq and is a predicted model, not a curated record. Lineage: Eukaryota; Metazoa; Chordata; Actinopteri; Pleuronectiformes; Paralichthyidae.
AGAAAAAAAAAACCGGCGGAGGUUGGGUGCAACCAGCGCGGGGAGCUGUGAGGAUCAGACGGAGGGUUUGCACUGCGAUCUGUGCGCACAUUCAGAGGAGGAACCGGGUGAAGAAGAAGAAGAAGAAGAGGAAGAAGAGGAGAAACGAGGGGGGAAGGACAAUACUGGUUUUUUUUAUCGUCUGUGAGAAAUGACGUUUCACUCGUAGGGGAUGCCGCAUAGAUUUGAUGAUAAUCACCGGUAGUCGGCUGCGAUUAUUUCGGAUUCCACCCUCGUUCGGGCGCAUCCUCCGGAAUCUCACCCUCUGGCAGCGGCUAUUUCAGGGACUCCACAUUGUCUUAUAUGCAGGAUCAUCAGAUCGGACAUUGAUUUAUUCAGGGUUUAUAUUUGAUUUCUGCAGCCGGACCCUCCUCAUGCCUUCGACUGAAUUUUAAAAACGCUUCCCUGGAUGUGACCGUCUCAUGUUGAAUUUGGCCGCCGCAUGAAUUCUCCCACCGGAUCCUGGUCUGUGUUCUCUCCGCUGUCCUCCUCCACCUCCUCCUCCGAAACCCCCCCAAUCCUCGCAGAGGGCACUACCCUCCUCCCUGCCGCUAAAGACAUUUUGAUCGUCCUCCCCGCUUCCCCCCCAGCCGGACUCCACCAUCAUCACUCCUCCUCCUCCUCUUCCUCCUCCACCUCCUCUGGAACAUGUCGGGACAGUCUUUGACGGACCGGAUCGCCGCCGCGCAGCACAGCAUGACCGGGUCUGCCAUCAGCAAAGCCGUCUGCAAGGCCACGACGCACGAAGUCAGCGGACCCAAGAAGAAGCACCUUGACUACCUGAUCCACUGCACCAAUGAGAUGAACGUCAGCAUCCCCCACCUGGCAGACACACUGCUGGAGCGCACAGCCAGUAACAGCUGGAUAGUGGUUUUUAAAGCGCUCAUCACCACACACCACCUCAUGAUGUACGGCAACGAGAGAUUGAUGCAGUACCUUGCCUCCAGAAACACGCUCUUCAACCUCAACAACUUUCUAGAUAAGGCUGCACUACAAGGAUAUAACAUGUCAACUUUCAUCAGACGGUACAGCCGCUACCUGAAUGAAAAAGCCAUGUCUUACAGACUAGCAGCGGUGGACUUCACUAAGAUGAAGAGAGGAGCCGAGGGUGUGAUGCGCACCAUGAACACAGAGAAGCUGAUUAAGACUCUGCCUGUCAUUCAGAACCAGCUGGAUGCACUGCUGGAUUUCCAGCCCAACUCCAACGAGCUGACCAACGGAGUCAUCAACACAGCUUUCAUGUUGCUCUUUAAAGAUUCCAUACGGUUGUUUGCUGCUUAUAACGAAGGGGUCAUCAACAUGCUGGAGAAAUACUUUGACAUGAAGAAGAACCAGUGCAAAGAAGCUCUGGAGAUCUACAAGACCUUCCUCAACAGGAUGACCAAACUGUCCGAGUUUCUCAAAGUGGCUGAGCGAGUUGGGAUAGAUCAGGGCGACAGCCCCGAUCUCACACAGGCUCCCAGCUCUCUCCUGGAGGCUCUGGAGCAGCAUCUAGCUUCUCUGGAGGGCAGGAAGCUCAAGGACCUGUCCGCGGCCAGCAGAUCCAGCACCUUGUCCAGUGCAGUGUCCUCUCUCUCCAGCACUGGGAUCUCUCUCAGCCACAUGGACGACAAGACAGAGGACAACAGACUGCAGCAACACAAGGCAAGACAUCUGCCGGAGCUCCAGUGGAGUCAGCUGGUGGAGAAGAAGCCAACAGGAGGAAAUAGCUGGCAGUCAAAGACAAUGUGCACCAGCACUAACUGGACUCACACCACUCAUCCCAUGGCACCUGCACCCAUGCCCGUCCCUCAGAUGAAUGGGAUGAUCUAUACUGGCUAUGCUCCCGCACCAGUGGCUUUUCCUAUGACGACACCCCAAGUGCCUGUGUAUGGAAUGCUCCCUCCUCAGAUGAGUCAUCAGAUGGGGGGCGUUCCCAUGAUGCCCCCACAGCAUGUCAUGUACAACCAGCCGGUCCUGAGACCUACCAAUCCCUUUGGACCCAUCCCGGGGACACAGAUGCACUUCAUGUAGGGAUGAUCUUGUAACCAUGGCAGCGAAGCUGAGAAAGAGAUGGCGAGAGGAAAGAGAUGGAGGCAAAGAGUCAAAGAAAACAAAUCCAGAACCAAAUCCCAGAAGGAAGGAAGACAAAGACAGAGAGGAAAGAGGGAGCGGAGAGGAAGAAGGAGAGAGGACCAGAGGAAGGAUAAAGGAUGAAAUGCUGAUCUCUCUUUCUAUGUCGCCUGACCCUCUAAUCUCCUCUCCUCUCUCCAUGUGGCUACUGAUCUCUCUGUCUUUGAAUCCAUAAUGCCGCGGCACCAGAGGCUCCACGUCCGUCCCACUCAUCCUCUGUUUGAUUUGCCAGUUCAGACGGUGAAUACGCCCUGUGAUGAGGCUACGAAAACUGACAGCUCAAUGGAAGUGCAGACGCUCAACAGGCCACUUCCUGACCUCCUCAUCCAGAUCAUUUCCUGUAUUAAAAACUAACACUCUUCCCACUCCAUCCCCCAACUGAAUCAAACCUGGACGACGCGCGCCUCUUUCUCUGAUUGGAUCGUUUCCUGGCACUUUACUCAAUGUGAACUUUGCCAAGGGUGUGUGUCUGUGUGGGUGAUUUUAGCAUCUUGUUUAGAUUGGUUCCCGGUUGCGUGUCAUCCAUCACCUGAUGUCAGAAGUAAUCGAUUCAAAUGCAAGCGUGCGUGUCCCUUUUUCUACAUUUCAGUGUGCUGCAUCAACAUUCACUGUUUUGAGUCUUUUUAUGAGCUCAAUUUGUUCUUAAUUGCCAACUUCACAUUAACAAUCUAGCAUGGAAGGAUAAUUUGCAGGAACGCUUGUGUGUGUGUGUGUGUAUUAGUGUGUGUGUGGAUGGAUGGAGCUGUGUAGGGUAAGUACUGUAUGUUUCUCUUUUGGUACCUGAUGUCAUUACUGUGUUGCCAGGUACCAAUGUGUUACUGCACUGGAACUAACUGAUGAAAGCACUGAGCCACAGCCAGGCAUCAUAUUUGGAUGUAAACAAACCUCUUACACUAACUUUGCUACUUGGGGAUGUGCUGUACACAUUGUAUUUUGUUUUUGUUUCCUCCUCUACAGCUGUGCAAUAUCAUGCAACCUUGUUACGUCUUUUCCACCCAUCUGUAGCUUGUCUAGAAGUGGUUUCCUGAUGAAGUGUUGUACCUCUUGUGUGUCCACAUCAGGUUUCUGUACAGAAUGUUGUUUGUUUUUGUUCUUUCACUCGUUCUGUUAGACCCGUACUGCCCUAAAAGUAGGGAAAAAUGCACUGAGAGCCAGAUAGAGACAUGACUGGAUGUUAGUAAGGAGAUGAUUCCCAGUCUUGCCAAUCAGAAAAGGUCUAACUCUCAAUUGUAAGAUGUCCUCCCUGUCCUGAGCAUUCGUCCUUUACAAAUUUAGUCUCCUCAGAAGUCCUCUAUGCACUCCAGAAAAACUGGGUAGGUGUAAUCAUGGCAGCAGAUGUCUCAACUCUCAACAAUUGAAGCAAAUAAAAGAUUUUGCUAGCACAGAAGUUAGUUCGUUUAUGUAGUGUUAAUAUUUGUGGACAGGAUUGUUAUAGGUCAGUUGGAGGAGACAGAUGAAGACCAGACUGUCGGAAAGCAACCGAGGGAAUCGUCUGCCGGUCACGACCCCAGUAUUGCCAGCAGUGACGACGCACAGAUUAAUUCAGACAGCCAGAGGCGGGGAGGCUUUAAUGAGACGUUUAAUAAUAAUGUGGCUUUUCUCGCAGAUCCAAGGUCAAGUUAGACCCACAGACAGAUGAUAUAUAUAUAUACUUAUAUAUAUAUAGCACAAUCCUUUUAAGAGGGAACAAUGCUCUGCUGCACAAAAACCUAAAAUCAUUGCUGGGAUGUACAGUUGAAAGGGGCAAUAAUUAACUGGGGUUGAAGUCGUUUUCUAUUGAUUGUGUCUGUUCUAUGUACUGUUCGUGUGUUUGUGUGCACAUGCCUUCCCAUAGAGAUAAACAGGGUCAUGUUGCUCGGAUAGAGCAGAAAGGUCUCUAGUGAGCUGGUAGCAUGUACUAACUUAGCAGUGAGUGCUAUUGUGACCGUGUCUCAGUCUGUACUACACCCCCAUCAUUUCAAAGUGGUUCUAGGAUCACCUGUAAGACAAACACAAAUGCAAAAAAAAAAAGCCAGAGUCGGCAGACCUGGAAUCUCAAAGUGAAUCUGAGGUGAGCCUCUCCUGUCGGAUCUGCACAGGGUGGUGGUGUCUAACAAAUCUGACAGAGAAGUGCAACUGCACAGUGCUGUAUCGCAUAUGAUUCAUCCUUGAAAUGUAAAAGCUGGAUUCACUAAAAUUCUCCCUCUGUAUCCGCAGCUACGAGUCCACUACCAGCAGCUACAGACCUCUGUGUUAGAAAUCAUCACCAAGCAGACAGAUAUUCUCUGAGGUUUCUAAAUAAGCCGCAGCUGACAUUUGGAAAUCUUCUUUGGAAAAAUUGUUGAUCCAAACCCCCCCCCACCCCCACAUUACUCGUUGUUCCAGUGGUCUGUCUAUCCCCGUCAGCUGAAUGCUCUUUUCAUUGUGCACUUCAUUCCCACGACGCAGCUUGUUCCAUUCUGGGCCAACCUCUCUGACUGUUACUGUGUCCUCUGUAUAUAGGUAAUGCCGUUCAUGUGUUUUUAGACGUGCUCUCUCUGUAAAGUGAUCAAAGCCCCAUUGGAUGACGUUACUGUAUGUGGGACAACUUAUUGCUGUAUCUGUGUUUGAAUGGUUGUAUUUUGAAGGUGUCAUCAUCCAGGGAUGGGUAGGGGUGGGUGGGGUUGAUGUUUGUGAUGUUUGUGUCCAUCUCGAGGAGGAAGGGGU